AUGCCACCAAAGUGGGUGGGCACACUUCCUAAGUAUAAGUAUGGAAACAACCUCGUCUCGUCCUAACGGAUUUCUACUACAGAGGAGACGGAGAUGAGCGCUAYCACAAUGAGACCACAGCCAGCAAUGAUGAGAUUACACCUGCUCUUCGCCAUUUCCUUCUCCUGGGCGUUCCACGAGGUCCCACCCCCCAAGUACCAGCACUACGACCCCUUGACCUCUGAACUCCUCCUGUGUGACCAGUGUCCGCCCGGCACGGCCGUCCUGACCCACUGUACCGCCGACACCCCCACCGCCUGCACGCCGUGCCCCGACCGGUCCUUCUCAGAACACUGGCAGUGGGGCGACAGCUGCCAGUACUGUACGACGGUCUGCAAGGAGAGGCAGCUGGUGAGUCAAGAGUGUAACAGCACCCGCGACCAGCUGUGUGAGUGUAUCCCAGGCUACCACCUGGUGGUGGAGUUCUGCAUCAAACACACGUCCUGUCCACCGGGCCUCGGCGUGACUGCUCUAG
Molecule: messenger RNA, 514 nt
Organism: Salvelinus sp. IW2-2015
Lineage: Eukaryota; Metazoa; Chordata; Actinopteri; Salmoniformes; Salmonidae
Product: tumor necrosis factor receptor superfamily member 11B
Molecular function (GO): protein binding
Source: RefSeq, a predicted model, not a curated record